AUGGAUGAUCCGUCUUGGGAAUCUGCUGCUUUCCGUUUUAUUCCAGACGUUAACCUCGAUAGUUCAUUGAAGGGAUCACUGCGUGCUGCUCAUUGGUCAAUGUCUGAUGAUGAUGCGCUGAAUUCAGUUUUCGUUUCCAAUACCGAUUUACCAUAUAACGCAAUUGGACACCUUUCACCAGUCGAUUACAAAAAGGGCGAGAAUUUCCCGAAAACAGGUCCAAACAGAGUGUGGAAAGUGUUUUCAAAGGAAGCGUUGAAGAAGCCACAACUGAUGGAGUUUUUUUCUGAACUUCGAAAUGUGACAAAGGCAAACUACAAGCACCCGCCAUCCGGCCGCCCAAAAUUUCGUCUUUCGAAAAAUAUUUGUUAUGUGAACGCAGUUGAAUGGUUAGCAAGUUCAAUUGAAACAAGUGCUCUUGGUGGUCGCAACUGCGUGAACAUGUUGCUUGAAGACCUUGGGCUGCAGAUGAUCAAAAAACCCAUAAAAAACGAGUUGUAG
Gongylonema pulchrum is the source of this 501-nucleotide messenger RNA. Lineage: Eukaryota; Metazoa; Nematoda; Chromadorea; Rhabditida; Gongylonematidae. The record is from the annotation of a GenBank genome assembly.